AUACUUCAUGCAUUAAAACCUGCAAGACAAGCGGGAGUUGGGAAGCAUUUAAGCAGAUAAAAAAAAAUAUUCCUAUUAUUUAAAAGAACACACCUGAUGACGCUAUUGUAGUAGUAAGAAUCAUAAAAAAAAAGAAUAAUAAUAAUAAUAAUACCCGGAGGAGUGAGUAAUGUCGUUGUACUUGGCCACAGAACACAUUGGAUAAAGUAGUUAAGCUAGGUGUAAUCUAGUGUUUGAAGGGCAAAGUAGCGAGUUAUGUCCAGACAAGGUAAUCAUAUAGAUAGAAGACGAGACGGAGGAUGGGGAUGGAUGAUCGUUUUAGGUGCAUUUUUAGUUAAUUUUACAAUGUUAGGCCUUUUGAGAUCGGGUGGAAUUAUAUACGUGGCUCUUGUCGAUUUUUUUGGUAUAAGUAGAAGAGAAGCAUCGUGGCCCUUUACUUUAUCGGGAGCUCUCAUGUUUAUAACAGGACCCGUCGCUGCUUUCCUAAGUAAUUACUUCAGCAUAAGAAAGAUUGUAAUUUUUGGUGUCACCGUUGCUUCUUUAGGGGUAACGUUCUGUUAUUUUGCCACGGAUAUCCUCACCAUUAUUGUCUUAUUUGGUAUAGUUCAAGGUUUAGGUAUAGGUUUAAUGUUCACCCUGAAUCCGGUCAUACUAAACCAGUAUUUUACAAAAAGAAAAGCUACAGCAAUGGGAAUUGCUUACGCGGGAGCAUCAUUAGGUUCCUUUGCUCUACCUCCAGCUGCAGAAAUUCUCAUUGAUUAUUACGGUCUUCACGGAUGUUUCCUAAUUUUGGGAGGUUUAUCUCUUAAUGCCAUCGUAGGAGCAAGCUUAUACAGAGCUCCUAAAUUUAGUAUCACAGAAAAACUUAAGGCAUUGACCUCUCAGAAUCACAAGGAAGAAGAACAACACGAAGAGAAGGUGAAGAGUAUUGUUCCUGUUGAUGCCCUCUUCGUUAGUAACAAUAGAAAGAUUAACGAAGACUCCACGAAAGAAGAGAAUUCUUUAAUGAUCGAAAAUAACGAAAUUAAUGGAAAAUUAUCUCAACAUAAUAACAAUUCUAUAGUUUUGAAUGACAAUAUUGUAAGGAAAAUGAGUGUGGAUGCUAAACACGGUGUAACUAAAAAUGCUAAAUUAAUAGCAGAAACUAUAAGCCAUCCCCUAUUUAUCAUCUUAUGCAUGACCAUGACCAUUUACUUUUUAUCUUCUCACACUUUUCUAAUGGUAAUUGUCGAUUAUUCCGUCGAUAGAGGUAUAACAGAUAACGAUUCCGUUUAUCUGGUACCCAUUUAUUCGAUUACAGAUCUAUUUGGAAGAUUGACCAUCGGUUGGUUUUCCGAUUCUUCUAAGAUAUCGAGAAGACAUGUUGUUUUGUUCGCCACCAUAGGACUCGGAAUUUCAAUGGAAGCCAUAGUAUUCACAUGGAAUUACAUAUGGAUGGCCGUGGUAUCGGCAUUCUUGGGUCUGUUUUCGGGUUGUCUAAUGAUCAACUAUCCACCGUUAAUGGCAGAAAUCUUAGGUAUCGACAAACUUGCCACUGCUAUCGGGUUUGCCGGAUUGAUGAUCGGAUGUGUUAGUUUCACGCGACCUUUCUUAAUUGGAUAUUUUCGAGAUACUUUUGGAGUGUACGAUAAUAUGUUUCAUUUUUUCGCAAAUUUGGUUUUUUAUUUAGGUUUAGGUAUAGGUUUAAUGUUCACCCUGAAUCCGGUCAUACUAAACCAGUAUUUUACAAAAAGAAAAGCUACAGCAAUGGGAAUUGCUUACGCGGGAGCAUCAUUAGGUUCCUUUGCUCUACCUCCAGCUGCAGAAAUUCUCAUUGAUUAUUACGGUCUUCACGGAUGUUUCCUAAUUUUGGGAGGUUUAUCUCUUAAUGCCAUCGUAGGAGCAAGCUUAUACAGAGCUCCUAAAUUUAGUAUCACAGAAAAACUUAAGGCAUUGACCUCUCAGAAUCACAAGGAAGAAGAACAACACGAAGAGAAGGUGAAGAGUAUUGUUCCUGUUGAUGCCCUCUUCGUUAGUAACAAUAGAAAGAUUAACGAAGACUCCACGAAAGAAGAGAAUUCUUUAAUGAUCGAAAAUAACGAAAUUAAUGGAAAAUUAUCUCAACAUAAUAACAAUUCUAUAGUUUUGAAUGACAAUAUUGUAAGGAAAAUGAGUGUGGAUGCUAAACACGGUGUAACUAAAAAUGCUAAAUUAAUAGCAGAAACUAUAAGCCAUCCCCUAUUUAUCAUCUUAUGCAUGACCAUGACCAUUUACUUUUUAUCUUCUCACACUUUUCUAAUGGUAAUUGUCGAUUAUUCCGUCGAUAGAGGUAUAACAGAUAACGAUUCCGUUUAUCUGGUACCCAUUUAUUCGAUUACAGAUCUAUUUGGAAGAUUGACCAUCGGUUGGUUUUCCGAUUCUUCUAAGAUAUCGAGAAGACAUGUUGUUUUGUUCGCCACCAUAGGACUCGGAAUUUCAAUGGAAGCCAUAGUAUUCACAUGGAAUUACAUAUGGAUGGCCGUGGUAUCGGCAUUCUUGGGUCUGUUUUCGGGUUGUCUAAUGAUCAACUAUCCACCGUUAAUGGCAGAAAUCUUAGGUAUCGACAAACUUGCCACUGCUAUCGGGUUUGCCGGAUUGAUGAUCGGAUGUGUUAGUUUCACGCGACCUUUCUUAAUUGGAUAUUUUCGAGAUACUUUUGGAGUGUACGAUAAUAUGUUUCAUUUUUUCGCAUCAAUUCACUUUCUCUGUUCGUUAUUAUGGAUAUUACAACCCGGAACGAAAUAUAUUUUCAAGAAAUUGUCUAAGAAAACAAUUUCGAAUAAUAAAAUCGAAAUUAAAUUUUAA
Messenger RNA from Centruroides sculpturatus (bark scorpion), 2823 nucleotides. Its product is annotated as monocarboxylate transporter 9-like. Gene Ontology annotation, molecular function: monocarboxylic acid transmembrane transporter activity. Gene Ontology annotation, biological process: transmembrane transport. The transcript has 6 exons. The coding region runs from base 256 to 2823 and encodes 855 amino acids. The record is from RefSeq and is a predicted model, not a curated record. Lineage: Eukaryota; Metazoa; Arthropoda; Arachnida; Scorpiones; Buthidae.